Spodoptera exigua (beet armyworm) is the source of this 1100-nucleotide messenger RNA. The record is from the annotation of a GenBank genome assembly. NCBI's taxonomy places the organism in Eukaryota, Metazoa, Arthropoda, Insecta, Lepidoptera, Noctuidae.
CACGAACGCGAACGGCAUAAAUAAUAAUCAGUCUGUUUAACUUCACAGCGUUGAUCUAUCGUCCGUCUAAUUUGAAUUAUAACUAUGGCCAGUUCAAAAUCAAAAUUGAUUAAAACGUACGUCUUUUUCGAUUUGGAAACAACCGGUUUAAUGGGUUUUAAGGAAGAUGUGCCUAGCAUUACUGAAUUAAGUAUGGUCGCGGUGGACCGAAUCCAUUUUCUGAACACGCCUCCAUACGAUGUGCCACGAGUGCAAAACAGACUAUUACUCUGUUUUAACCCGGAAAAGAAGAUGAGUGUAGAGAGUGUAGAGUUAUCAAGACUGAAUAACGCAUUGCUGGAGACGCUAUCACCUUUUGACAAGAACAGCUGUGACCUUAUUAAACUGUUCAUCAGUCGCCUGCCGAAACCAGUUUGCCUGAUCGCUCACAAUGGGUUAACAUUCCACUUCCCAAUUUUACAACAUUAUAUGAAGUUGAACGCCGUCGAACUGGAUGCUGAUGUUAUGUGUACCGAUAGUCUUUAUGCAUUUUAUGAUAUCUUCGGCAUGGGACAUGUUAAGCAAACUAAAACGUUCAACGAAUUGAUAAGAUUAAAGUACUACCAAUUUGAGUAUAAAGUGAAGUCAGAAUAUAAACCCUCGCAACCAUUUAAAUUGCAGCAUAUAUACGCACGAGAAGUACAAUGGCCUCUUUACGAUUCUAGUAAGUCUCAGUGUCAGACACUUCAGGUGCUAAAGAUAGCACUGAAAAAAGCGGAAAAAGUAAUUGAAUGGAUUGAUGCAAAUCACUGUAAAUUUUCCGAAGUUAUUGUCGGUGAAAAUAAUCAGUAAAAGACCAUAUUAUUCAACCUCGGACAUUCUGCCGACCUCAAAAUUAUUAGGUUAAAACCGGAUAAAGAAUUACUUGGCCAAGGAUAAGAAGUUAUUGCAACCUACGGAGCUGUGUUACUGCUGUAACGAGGAAUAUCAACCUUAUGGUUUACCACGUAGGAAACUUUUUUAUAAACACCUGAACUGUUUAAGUGUGUGUGUUACAAUAAACUAACAAAUAUGUAUAGUAAGUACACACAAAUGUAGUAAGUGCUCUGGCAAGAACAGUG